AUGGAUGGCGCCGAACACACAUAUUGUAUACAGAUCAUUAAAGAUGAAGUACCUAAAAAUGAUUGUUUAUGUGAAGAUUGCAAAUUUGGUGAUGUUUACGAUAUUACAAGGGUUCAAGUGGAACCAUUCAACAAUCAAACCACCAAAUCUAAAAAUGAAAAGAAGUUUUUGAAUACACAAACAGGAGAUGACAAGCAAAUAAAAAUUCCAAAAUUACCCCUACAAGAUGAAGUCAUUAUACUUUCAAAUUUGAAAAUUAUGAAUGAAGAAGAUUGCAUGCACAACGAAAUUCCACAACUACCCUUGGAACAAGAAUACAUUAUUUAUGGAAAUGAGAAUGCACAAAUGAAUUGGUGGAUGAACUAUAGCCAAUGGAUGAUCGUUGACACCAAUGGCUCUCUCUUGGAAGAUACAGCUGACUCGUUAAAACCUUUGAAAACACCCCGAGUCACAAUUCAGAGACGAAAUAGGUUCUCUAAGCUUAAUCAUCUACCAGAUGACAAAGAUUACCGAUAUGGGUUGGAGUUACCUGUAGAUGUGAACCAUCCAAUACAUGGUGAAGAUGAUGUGCCACAUCCCACUGAAGAUGAUGUAGGUGUGGUCCAGCCAAAUCCGGCUGAUAAUGAUGAAUCAGAGCCGGGUGAAGACUGA
Lactuca virosa is the source of this 651-nucleotide messenger RNA. The record is from the annotation of a GenBank genome assembly. NCBI's taxonomy places the organism in Eukaryota, Viridiplantae, Streptophyta, Magnoliopsida, Asterales, Asteraceae.